AUGGGCCUCGACGGCGGCACGCUAGUCACUCGGACGGACGUCCUCCGGGGCUCGAGCUGGCGCCUCGCCAACAGCGACGGCGGCGCGCACCGCAGCAGCCGGGGCGGGCAGCUGGGCGCCGUCGAGGCGACCUCGGCCGCCGGGGUGGAGCGGCGGCCGCUCUCGCUCGACAGGAGGGAGGCGUUCGAGACGUGCGCCCUCUCCGGCGAGGUGCUGCCGCUGCGGCCCGCGCCGGGCGUGGUGGUCGCGUGCGGCCUCGGCAACCUCUACCUCCGCGACGCGGUGUGCCUCUUCCUGGCGAGGACGGAACGCUUCGCACCGGACGUGACGGACCUCGCGGCGCUCACCGCAAAGUUCGGACACAUCCGCGCCCUCCGCGACGUCUUCCCGCUGGCCCUCGAGCCCAACCCGCGCCGCGCUCCCGCCGUGGACGAGGACGCGCCGGGCCGGCUCGCCGGCGCGUGGCGCUGCCCUGUCUCGGGGGUCGAGACCAACGGCAUGCACUCCUUCGUGGCGCUGCGUCCGUGCGGCCACGUGCUGCGCCAGAGCGUGGCGAAGGAGAUGGCGCGCGGCAGGCGCAGCGCGGCCAGUGCGGCCAGUGCGGCCAGCGCGGCCAGCGCGGCCAGCGCGGCCGGCGCGGCCGGCGCGGCCAGUGCGGCCGCGCCGGCGGUGAGCGAUGGCAUCUCGACUGUGCACGGCGGCGGCUGGGAGUGCCCGGUCUGCUCGGCGCCCGUCGAGGUUUCUGUGGAGCUGGUCGGGCCGGUGGAGCUGGUGGAAAAGUGCCGCGAUGCCUUGGAGGCGCAGCGCCGGCAGCGGGCCGAGCGCAAGCGCAGGAGGAGAGAGUCAGAGGCGGGACAUGCAGACGGUGCCACGCGUCCUCGACGUGACGACGGGCAACACAGUAGAGGAUAA
Molecule: messenger RNA, 912 nt
Organism: Emiliania huxleyi CCMP1516
Lineage: Eukaryota; Haptophyta; Isochrysidales; Noelaerhabdaceae
Exons: 1
Coding region: 1-912 (303 amino acids)
Biological process (GO): site-specific DNA replication termination at RTS1 barrier; mitotic DNA replication termination
Cellular component (GO): nucleus
Source: RefSeq, a predicted model, not a curated record